This is a messenger RNA of Lottia gigantea (owl limpet), 1380 nucleotides long. RefSeq lists its product as hypothetical. Gene Ontology annotation, molecular function: oxidoreductase activity, acting on paired donors, with incorporation or reduction of molecular oxygen; iron ion binding; heme binding. The record is from RefSeq and is a predicted model, not a curated record. Lineage: Eukaryota; Metazoa; Mollusca; Gastropoda; Lottiidae. The transcript is spliced from 11 exons. The annotation marks the transcript as partial.
AUUGUUAUUUACAGAUAUAUUACAUGGCAUCAUGGGCUCUUCAAGAAGUUGGGUAUUCCUGGACCCGAACCAACAUUCAUGGGACAACUAACAAAAUAUAGCGGGGCUGUUGGAGAAAUGGACAGAGAAUUAAUGAAAAAGUAUGGGAAAAUCGUUGGUUACUAUCAUGGUCGUACUCCAGUGCUGAAUGUUGGUGAUCCCGAUCUGGUAAAAGAAAUCUGCAUUAAACAUUUCAACAAUUUUUCUGCCAGACCAAUUAAUAUACCAAAGGAUCUUUAUGAAGAAGCUUUUUUGACUGUGGCCAAUGGUGAGAGGUGGAAGAACAAUCGUUCAGUUCUCUCUCCAUCAUUUACAUCGGGGAAAAUGAGAGCGAUGGUACCCCUGAUGAAAAUGUGCAUAAAGAACUGUUUGAAGCAUCUCGAAAAAAAUGCAGAAAGUGGGAAAGCGGUAGAUGUUAAAACGAUGUUUAACGGUUUUACAUUGGAUGUGAUUUGUACCACAGCUUUCGGAAUAGAUAUUGAUUCUCAAGGUAACCCAGAUAACCCAUUAAUCCUAGCUGCAAAAGAAGCAGCACAAUUUAACUUUGGAGAUCCCUUUAUUCUGAUUUGCAUCUUGUUACCUUUUACGGUAUCCAUUAUGGACUUCUUUGGUGUUGGUUUUAUCAAAAGGAGACCCAAAAAAUUUAUGAUCGACACAAUAGAAAAAGUUAUUGCUGAGAGACAGAAUAAUCCAUCUGUAAGUUUACAUAGGCUUCAAAUUAUUGAUAUGGGCGUGGAAUGCCAUAGCGCAAUACAGGGCUUUUCUGUUUCAGUUUUCAAUCAACAUGAUCUGAUUGGAAACCUUCUUAUUUUUAUGUUGGCUGCUUAUGAUACAACAUCAACCACUUUGUCAUUUGUAUCAUAUUGUUUAGCCACCCACCCAGACAUUCAGGAUAAAGUUCUUCACGAAAUCAACCAGAAACUUGGAAAGGAUGAAGAACCUGAUCAUGAAAAUAUUACCAAAUUGAAGUAUUUACAACAGGUUAUUGAUGAAACUCUUAGACUGUUUCCACCAUUGAUAAGAACUACUCGAUAUUGUGCUGAAGAUAUAGAUAUCAAUGGUACAUUUAUUGCUAAAGGAACGGAGAUAUCUUUUCCUGUAUUUGCUAUACAGAGGGAUCCUGAUUUUUGGGAGAAUCCUGACGAGUUUGAUCCGGAAAGGUUUUCACCAGAGAAGAAAGAAACCAUGCAUCCAUAUGCCCAUAUGCCUUUUGGAAUGGGACCUAGAAAUUGUAUCGGCCAACGUUUAGCUCUGUUAGAACUCAAAUUAGUUCUGGUUUGUAUUCUGAGAAGCUAUAAGAUAUGUUGUACUCCAGAAACCGAGGUAAGUCAAUACGAGUAG